Salvia hispanica is the source of this 1241-nucleotide messenger RNA. Its product is annotated as zinc transporter 1-like. The record is from RefSeq and is a predicted model, not a curated record. Gene Ontology annotation, cellular component: plasma membrane. Gene Ontology annotation, biological process: zinc ion transmembrane transport. Gene Ontology annotation, molecular function: zinc ion transmembrane transporter activity. NCBI's taxonomy places the organism in Eukaryota, Viridiplantae, Streptophyta, Magnoliopsida, Lamiales, Lamiaceae.
GUAUUACUUGUUCAAUUUCACUAUUUUGUCAUUACCAACCAUAUAUAUAUUCUGCACACAGCCGGGUAUUAUCAAAAGAGCCACCCUUUUUCCACGACUAUACUACUAAUACUACAAAAGAAACCGCUUCACUCCUCUCAACUUCACAAAAAUAUCUCCUCCUCCGCCAUGAGCUCCCCCCAAUCCAUAACCCUAACAUCUCUCCUCCUCCUCGCUCUCCUCCUUCCAAAGGUUUCCGCCGACUGUGGCGCCCAGGACGACGACCAAUCAGCGCGCCGCGACCAGGCCGCCGCGCUCAGGUACAAGCUCGCCGCAAUCGCUUCCAUCCUCUGCGCCGGCGCGAUCGGCGUCAGCCUCCCGAUCCUCGGCCGCCGAUUCGCCGUGCUCCGGCCGGAAAACGACGUCUUCUUCAUGAUCAAGGCCUUCGCGGCCGGCGUGAUCCUCGCCACCGGCUUCGUCCACAUCCUCCCCGACGCAUUCCGCAAGCUCUCCUCCCCCUGCCUCGGCCUCAACCCGUGGGGAGAGUUCCCCUUCGCCGGAUUCGUCGCGAUGAUGGCGGCGAUCGGCACGCUCGCCAUAGACACCCUCGCCACCAGCUUCUACAGUCGCUCGCAGAAAUCGAAGCUCGCGACCGUCGUCGUCGUCGACGACGACGAGGAGACGGCGAAUUCCGGCGACGUCCACGUGCACACGCAUUCGAUGCACGGCCACGCGCACGGAUCGGGCGCGUCAGAUCUAGUCCGGCAGCGCAUAGUAUCACAGGUUCUGGAGGUAGGGGUGGUGGUGCACUCGGUGAUAAUCGGAGUGUCGCUGGGGGCGUCGGAGAGCGCGGCGACGGUAAAGCCGCUGCUGGCGGCGCUGUCGUUCCACCAGUUCUUCGAAGGGAUAGGGCUCGGCGGUUGCAUUUCUCAGGCGAAAUUCAAGUCGGCAACGACGGCGAUUAUGAUGAUGUUCUUCUCGGUGACGACGCCGAUAGGGAUCGGAGCGGGGAUUGGGAUAGCGAGUGUUUAUGAAGAGAACAGCCGAAGCGCUCUGAUAGUGGAGGGGAUAUUGAAUUCGGCGUCGGCGGGGAUACUGGUGUACAUGGCGCUGGUGGAUUUGUUAGCGGCGGAUUUUAUGAACCCUAGGAUGCAGAGUAAUGUUAGGCUGCAGUUGGGAUCACACAUUUCGCUUCUACUUGGUGCUGGUUGUAUGUCUUUUUUGGCUAGAUGGGUUUGAUUCAUAACACCAUCAUUCUACUA